AUGCAGGAGUACAUCUGCAGCGCUAACGAAAAAGCAGGUCCCAAUGAGCGCCGCACCAUCAGUCGCGAAGACCUCGGUUUCUACAACGCGCUCGUCAUUGGAGCAAUUUACGAGGUUGCGAGUGAAGAGAUAGACGUGAACUCGGCUCAGUCCUUCAUUCCGCCCCUGAAGCACUGCAUCCUGACGUAUCCAUAUCUAAGCGUGGUCGUCAAGGACAAGCAUACCGAAAAGCCAGCCUACGAAGGGGUUUCCACUAUUAAUCUCGAGGACCAUAUCUCUAUAAUCCAUGACAGCGAUAGUCAUGGAGAGACGGCAACUCUUCAGAAGAUCCUGCCACCAAUACUCGACCGGCCAUGGCCUGCUGAUAUUCCACCUUGGCGAAUCGUCGUCCUCCCACUGGUGGCGCCCGAUGACUCCGCAGUGACGCGCUGCUUUAUAGCUUUUGCGUUCUCUCAUACUCUCGGGGACGGCAUGGUCGGACUAGCCUUUCAUCGCACUUUUCUAGACGCAUGGCGACAAAAGACCUGUACGGAUGAGAAGAGGUCUUUCUUAGUGACCCCACCAACUCGAACUCUUUCGGCACCCUUUGACACACCCGAAAGACUUCCCAUAUCUUGGAAGUUUCUACUUGGGCCGUUGAUGGCAGUAUACUUGCCAAAAUCCUUAGCCGGAAUCCUCGGGCUCCGCGCAGCCGCCAGCACAGUCGAUGCCGGUACUUGGACUGGCUCGCGCAUGAGCUUCGACCCGGCCGCCUUCAACAGCAGAGUGAGACUCCUUGAGAUCGAGGCCCCGAUAGUACAAAAGGCUCUGCAGGUGUCGAGAAGCCAUGAUGCCAAACUCACCGCAAUAGUGCAUCAGCUGAUUGUCCGGGCGUUGAGCAAAGCCAUUCCCAACCCUGACAUAACCAAUUUCGUCUCACAGACGGCGGUUGACAUGCGAGGAUCCAUUGGCACCCCAGGCUACACCUGGGGUCUUUUUGUAUCUGGCCAUCACGAGGUAAUUCCGCGUCUAACGCACAUAACGCCUGCGUUGUCGGAUGAGAUGUGGGCGGCUGCAAGCUCGAUGACGAAGAAGCUCGCUGCAUGCGCCACAAGGCUGCAGGACCAAGCAAUUGGCCUGUUGCGAUACGCCCCCAGUAUCAGGAAUUGGACGCUGGGAAAAGUCGGGCAGCGGCGGGAUGGCUCGUACGAAGUGAGCAACUUACUUGCUUUUGAUGACACUGACGACGGUGCAAGUCCCAAAUACAAGAUCAGCAAGAUGGUGUUUGCGCAGCCCGCUAAUGUUCUCAGCGCACCGCUUGUGUUUAACAUCGUCAGUGUCAAGGGACGUAGCUUGGUGUGUGCCGUCAGUUGGCAAGCUGGAGCCUUGGGGGUGCCGCUAGAGGAGGAGGAUCUAUUCGUCGAUGGGAUAUGUUCAUCUCUUCAGGCAGACUUUGAAGCCUUGGGGGAUUGA
Penicillium lagena is the source of this 1452-nucleotide messenger RNA. RefSeq lists its product as uncharacterized. The record is from RefSeq and is a predicted model, not a curated record. The transcript has a single exon. NCBI's taxonomy places the organism in Eukaryota, Fungi, Ascomycota, Eurotiomycetes, Eurotiales, Aspergillaceae. Gene Ontology annotation, molecular function: N-acetyltransferase activity. The coding region runs from base 1 to 1452 and encodes 483 amino acids.